Messenger RNA from Bemisia tabaci, 1125 nucleotides. RefSeq names its product 40S ribosomal protein S12 homolog tsunagi (gene tsu). Gene Ontology annotation, molecular function: mRNA binding. Gene Ontology annotation, cellular component: nucleus; cytoplasm. NCBI's taxonomy places the organism in Eukaryota, Metazoa, Arthropoda, Insecta, Hemiptera, Aleyrodidae. Gene Ontology annotation, biological process: RNA processing. The record is from RefSeq and is a predicted model, not a curated record.
GAAGAAGGAAAAAUAAUCAACAAAUUCACUCGUUUUUCCGUGUAGCGUCCAAAAUUUCAUUAAAACACUGAAAGUAAUCAUCAUUUUUGUUCCGUGACCUCUUAUUCAUACGCCCUUGCAAAUUUUCUGGUGGUUUAAAGUCCACGGUCAACUUUUAACGAUGGCAGACGUUUUAGACAUCGACAAUGAUGACAUCGAGAUGGAUGAAGAUGAUGCUAGGGUUUCGAAACUCAAGGAGAAAGCAAGAAGGCGUAAAGGUCGAGGUUUUGGAGUAGAAAAAUCGGCUAGAGAACACAUCCAAAAGUACGAAUCAGUCGAUCGCCAUGAUGAUGAUCGCGAACCAGGUCCUCAAAGAUCUGUUGAAGGUUGGAUCCUUUUUGUGACCUCAGUUCAUGAAGAAGCUCAGGAAGAAGAUAUCAAUGAUAAAUUUUCAGAAUUUGGUGAAAUCAAGAACCUUCACUUGAAUUUAGAUCGAAGAACUGGAUUUCUCAAAGGGUAUGCACUAGUCGAGUAUGAAUCUUACAAAGAAGCUUCAGCUGCUAAACAAGCGCUAGACGGAUCAGAAAUUUUGGGUCAAACAAUAAAUGUUGAUUGGUGUUUUGUCAAAGGACCCAAGCGAUAAGAUGGAAUUAGUACUCUUAAGUUUCCUUGUGUACAUAGGUUAAGUAUUGAUUGUAUGACAGGCGACAGUUCAAUUUUUUAACCUCCUCUUCUAAAAAUAAUUAAUUGAGAUCACAAACAUGAAUCAACCCUCUGAUUCAUGACAGUUUUGCCUCUUACAACAUUAUAGUUUAUAGGUUCUUUCCUCCCUGAUUCAUUCCUUUUUUGUCAGUGUUCGAUUAGAUGUUAAGCAAAAUUCAGUCAAAAAGCUUGAAAGGAACUUUCAAAUAGUUCAAUAAUUAAUGAAUGCGGAAGAACGUCAAGGCACAUGUAUUUUUCUUCUUUUUUUUUUAGAAAGGUUAGUUUUAAGUUUUAUCAGUCACAAGGGGUAUUUGUGAAACCCUGUUUUUACAUGUCAAAAUUUCUUUCUUAAAUCACUGCAUAGCUUGAGCUGUAAUAUGAACCCAUUUGAGCAAUUUUCUGAGGUAUGAAUUGAACUGAAUAAAAAUACAAAGUCUCAUUCAA